Caenorhabditis angaria is the source of this 9631-nucleotide messenger RNA. Lineage: Eukaryota; Metazoa; Nematoda; Chromadorea; Rhabditida; Rhabditidae. The record is from the annotation of a GenBank genome assembly.
AUGACAAUUCGAAAAAAGAAGGAUUUCGCGGCGACAACCGCUUCGUGGAGUUAUAAAAACUCGUUUUUUCAAUUCAAUCCCUCAACUUUGGCAUUUCAAUUUGGAAACAGUAAUAAUAAUAAUGAGAAAAAAGAUAAGAGAAGGUAAUUUUGGGUUACUGUAGAAGCUAGGAUGGUACUGUAUGUAUAAUGCAUCUGAAGAUCAAACAGUUAUUGUAUCAAAUCUUGAAGUUCUCUAAAGAAUAUGUAUACUGUAGUAGAUGUUGGGUUACUGUAGAUCAAAUUUUGCGUGGCGUGGUUACUGUGUCCUGAAAUUCCUAAAAGUACUGUAGAUUUACCUGGAUACAAAACUAGAGUACUUUAUUGAAUUUAGACGAAUACUGUAGUUCGAAGAAACAAUUACAGUAGUCUUGUUUAGUAUGAUUUUGGUCGAAAAGUACAGUACCCCGAGGAUUACUGUAGCCAUAAAAAAACCAGGAAUCCGUGGAAAAUAAUCUCCUAGGCUGAAAUUUUCAGCUGAAAGUCGUGAAAAUGUUGAUUUUCAGAACUUUUCAGCCGUUUCAUGAUAUUCAGCACAAAAUUUGCGUCUAGAAACUAUUCAAAAGGUACUGUAGAAAAUUAUGCCAAAAAUUUAGAUCACCCGGUUACUGUAGAAAAAUAAUCUCCUAGGCUGAAAUUUUGAGCUGAAAUUCGUGAAAAUCUUGAUUUUGAGCAAUUCCAUGAGUAAAAAUCACAUCUUAUCAUUUUUUUUGUCCAAAAAAAGAGCUCCAAACAUGUUCAAAGCUCUUUCUUUUGGAGCACUUUCCUUUUUGCUCAUCCAAAAAUCACAAGAAUAAUAAUCACUGUGAACAAGAAACACGCCACUUGACAAAAAUCUAAACAUAAUAAUAAUUCUCGCUCGGCGAACAUUGUUUUUCUCUGGCCAACUCUCUCAUUUUCCCUCACUCUCUCUCUCUAGCUCUCCAUCUUAUCGUAUAUCUGAGCCACAAAAUCAUUUCGUGUUUUGUUUUCGCUCCCCCAAAAAUUCCUCUUCCAUCUACAGUACUCCCACUGAUUGUGACCUAUUUCACACCGCCUACAGUAAUCUGCCUUCUGAUUACUCUACACUUUUUCUGGGCUUCUUCCACGUGUGGUACUGUAGUUUCCGCUGCCAAAAUUGUGUCGGUUGAGGAGAAGAUUGCUGCGUCGGCGGCGGCGGCGAAACGGGGGGCCGAUCAGGGCCCAAUUGGGCCCGGCCCGGCACGGAUUGUGAUUGUUCAGAAGUCUAGGUGAGCACAAUUUUCUACAGUAACCGGUUGAUCCAAAUUUUUGGAACUUUUGGCACAAUUUUCUACAGUAAUUUUUCUUUCUUUUUAGACCAAAAUUUUGUGCUGAAAAUCAUGGAUUUGCUAAAAAUUGCUGAAAAUCAAUAUUCUCACAAUUUUCAGCACAAAAUUUCAGUCUAGAAAAAUAUUUUUCCACAGUAACCGGUUGAUCCAAAUUUUUGGCACAAUAUUCUACAGUAAUCUUUGAAGCGAUUCUAGACCAAAAUUUUGUGUUAAAAAUCAUGGAAUCGCUGAAAAUGGCCGAAAAUCAAUAUUCUCACAAUUUUCAGCACAAAAUUUCGGUCUAGAAAAAUACUUUUCUACAGUAACCGGUUGAUCCAAAUUUUUUUCACAAUUUUCUACAGUAGUCUUUUACAGUAAUGCCACGUGGCUUUUGAAAUCUGAAAAUUUCAGAAUUAAUUUUCAGAAGCUGAAUUCUGAAUCUGAGCUGUAAGAAAAUCCACGUGGCACAAAAAUUGGGGAUUUUCUAAAAAAUUUAGAAAUUCAAAAAUAAAUUUCAAAUUUUUUUUUGAAAUUUCAAUAAAAAAACCACGUUUACGUGACCAAAAAAAUUCGCAUUUUGAAAAAUUCUCAAUUUUCAAACCAGUAAGUUCCAAAAUUUCCACCUAACCUCAAAAAUCCCAAUUUUUCGCAGAUCAAAUGCUUCUUCCUCUUCCGGCGCCACAAUAAUCAGCGAUUGUGCUUCAAGUGACUUAGGACAUCUCGCAGAACAGCCUGACAGGUGAGUUUUCAUCGAAAUUGGGUAGAAAAUUUGAAAUUCUCACGAAAUUUCAUCCAAGAAACACGGAAAGUUGGCCUAGUGGCUAAGCGCUUUGAUUACUGAUCUAGAGGCCGCAGGUUCAAUUCCCGGUGGCUGCAAACUUUUUUAUUUUUUCGUAGCUAGAAUUUGAUGCCUAGAGAUUCUAUAGCCUAGUGGUUAACAGCUAUGUCUACUGAUCAAAAGGUCGCGGGUUCAAUUCCCCAUGCCUGCAAACAUUUUUGUUUCUAGAAUUUGUUCCAGCCUCUUUCAAAAAAAAAACCUCAUAUCACUUUCAAAAAUGUGCUCCUCUCAAAUUUCCACCUCCCCACAAAACACUCUCUCUCAUUUCCACACACUCUCUCGCUCUCUAAGAAAAAAAGCCGGUCGGAAAAAGUGGGCGGAGCCUCGGAAAACUUUUCCGUGUGUUGCUUUACUCUCUUUUUAUCAGUGAGAAGCUGAAAAAAAAACGAAAAACGACUGAAAAUUCGGCUGAAAAUGACUAGUAUUCUUUGAAUUUUGAAGAAGUUUGCGAAAAAUGGUGGAAUAUGAGAUAAAUAAGGGUGGCGAGCCGGGAAGAAAGUGGGUUUGCGGGAAGUUUUUGGGAACGGGGAGUGGGAUUUUUGAAAUCUACGAAAAAUUUUGAUCUAGAACAAAAAAAUUGUUUGCGCACAUGGGGGAUUGAACCAGGACCUUUAGAUUGUGAGCAAUAUUGGUGUAGUGGUUAAGUGCUUCAGCUAUUGAUCUAGAGGCCAGGGUUCGAGUCCUCGUAGUGUCUGAGAUUUUUUUUGAUUCAAAAGUGCCAAGAACGCGCAUGGGGGAUUGAUCCAGGACCUUUAGAUCGGAAUCAAAUCUGGUGUAGUGGUUAAGCCUGCUGUCUGCCAAUCUAGAGACGCGGGUUCGAUUCCUGGUGCUGCCAAAUUAAUUUUUUUUCUCAAAAAAAAACUUUUCCUGAUCAAAAUUUCACGCUGAUUCCGAAUUUCAUGGUCCCCAGUCUUCAUUUUUUUCAAAAAUGCGAUUUUUUUCAAUGAUCAUUAAAACAAUAUUUGCCUACGUCAUAACGAUAAUGAUAAUUUAUCUCUUUUCUCUUUUUUUGCCCUCAAGUGGUCAGCGCAAGACAAUAGAAUAGAAUCUAGUUUGAUCUACCCACACAAAAAUUUUCCAAACUUCCCAGAAAAAUUUCUAGAUCAAAGGUCGCGAGUUCGAUUCCCCAUGGGGGCGGAAUUUUUUUUUUGAAAAAAAAACAUGUUUUUUUUGGUGGAAUUUAAUCAGCGCUUCCAUGUUAACUUUGUUAUUUUUCGAGCUUUUUUUUUGGAAAAAAUGGAAAAUAACAAGAAAAAACACCAAGGGGGAGUGUUUGUUUUGAAACAAGAAGAACAAAACGAAAAAAAACGCGCCAAACAUAGGAAUAAUACACCGUGUGUGCAAAAUUGUUCUUUUGAAAUUGAGACACUCAUUUUUUCGACAUUUUUCGACAUUCACAGCUUCUAGAUUGACAUUUUAUUGAUUUUUUGCGGGAAAAUUUGAGGAAUGAUGCGAAAUUAUGCAACUUUUGAUACAAAAUGAGAAAAGGUUGGUGGUUUUUGAGACUGGGCUUAGAUUUGGGCCUGUGUUGGAGCCUCAAAGCCUAAUUUGGGCUCAAAUUCAGGCUUUAAUUUUUGUCUAAAACUCAAGUCUAAUUUCAGGCUUAUCCAGGUCAUAGCAUGAGGGUUUGGGCCUGAUUUCUGGCCAGGAAUUUGGCCUGGAUUUAGCCUAAGUCAAAGCCUAGAUUUUGGCUUGAAUAUAAGCCUAUAGUCGAAAUUAGGGCCCUGAAAUUGGGCCUGAAAUUGAAGCCUGAUUGAAGGUCCAAUAAAAUAUUCCAAAAAUUAGGUUCGGAACUUUAGAGAAAAAGUUCAAGAUCCAAAUUUUCAGCAUGGUUUCUCAUGAUCUUAGCAAAAAUUCUGAAAUUUCGGAAUUGUUUUCAGGACUUCCAGAAAUUUCAAAAAAUUUUCCUAGCUCUAAAAAUUCCUCCCUAAAUUUUUGAAAUUCUGAAAAAUUGAAAUUUUUUUCAGAAUCUCAAAUUUGGAUUCGAAAUCCCAGUUCAAAACUACAAAAACAUCUCUGCGCUCUCUCAAUUUCUCAUUGUCUCUAAUCAAAAUUUCUACAAUUUCGAAGUUGUCCGAGAGAAGUACACGCAUUUCUUUCUGAAGUGUUCUCAGACCAGAACACAAUAGAAUUAGCGCAACUCUUGUAAGCUUAAAAGUUAGCCUAAAUGUUUAUUUAUUAUACAAACAAACAAAUAAUGAUUGUGUCAUAAUCCAUGCGCGAAUUGACGUGUUUGUAUCAUUUUUUUUCGCCCACAAAACCGGCUCAUUUUUUUUUUCAAAUUAUUAAUGUUUAUUAUUGUUAUUAAUAUGAGCAAUAAUCAAUAUUUCGCAAUUUUCUCUGUGCGCAAGCGAGAAAAAUGAGCACUUGAGAAAUGAGCAGGAAAAAUAUCCAUUUUUUUGUUGUUUUCUUCUUGGGUGAUCUUUUGGGGAAGAGAGAAAAACAACUGCGAGGAAAAGUGGAUUGAUCCGGUUCAAAGAAUUUUUCUGAGGAUUUGGGGGUAGCGCCUGGAGGAGGCUGUGAAGUUAGGCUAAAUUGUGGGCAGGGAAGUUUUGAAAUUCAAAUUUUUGCGGCAAGAAUCCGAAAUUUUGAAUUUCAAAUUUUUGAGAAAAUAAUUCAAAAUUUUCAAAUGUCAAAUUUUCGCGCACCAAAAUCCACGUGGAAAAAUUGUUGGUGAAUUUUUUGGAGAAAAAAUUAUUAGAAAUUUCGAAUUCCAAAUUUUGGGUGCCAAAAAUCCACGUGGCAAAAAAUUGUUGGUGAAUUUUUUGGAGAAAAAAUUCAACAUUUUUGAUUUUUGCGCGAGAAUUUGAAUUUUCAAAAUUUUCCAACGUGGAUUUUGGCUCGAAAAAUUCAAAUUCAAAAUUUUUCCCCAAAACCAAAUUUUUUUUUGCAGAAAUUCCCGUCUGGCUGCAGUUUUUGCCGCUUUAUUCAUUCUGACACUUUUGAUAUCAAUUUCAUUCAUUACAAUUGUUGCCAUUUUAUCCGAUGGUUUUAGCACACUUGUUUCAGGUGAGCUUCCGCAAGCUUCCGCGUACGCGGAAAAGUUAGGGGUUACUUCUAUCAAAAAUUUGCAGGUCCGGACACAUGCGGAAGCGAUGCGGACCUUCCGGACGCCUCCAAAUCCUACCCCUCUCUCCCCACAUCCAGUGAUUUCAAUCAAACCUGCCUCACUCCCGAAUGCAUCCGCCUCGCCGCAAACUACCUAAACAACAUGAAUCGCGACGCGGACCCCUGCGACGACUUCUACGCGUUCGCAUGCGGAAGCUACGCGGCAACACGCGUUGUCGCCGAACACGAGAAGAAGGUGACGGUGUUGAGUGAGAUGAAGAGAGAGCUGGAUCGACAUUUGCGCGAGAUUCUCGAAAAAUCGUCGCGCGACAAUGCGACUCGCGCAAUGAAACUCGCUCAAAUCUAUUUUGAUUCGUGUGUGGAUGAAAAAGCACAAGACGAGCUGGAACUUCAACCGCUAAUGAGUCUCAUCUCGAAUCUCGGAGGCUGGCCACUUCUAACCAAUGCCCGAUUCGACAGCGUCGAUUUUCAGUGGGAAGUUUUGGCGGGACAUUUGGCGAUGCACGGUGUCGACGGAAUUUUCCGCGUCUUUGUUCACUCGUCUUUUGAUGACAGUAAUAAACAUGUUCUCAUGUUUUCACCGCCCAAAUUAUUUUUGGAGAAGAAAAAGUUUUAUCUGGAUGCGCCGAGCACUAAUGUCUAUCUACAGUACUAUCGACAGUACAUUUUAUCAUUGCUCAGUUUAUUGGGUAGGUCUCUGCGUCUCUAACCCAUAUAGAUCUCUGGUUCUCUGCGUCUCUUACAUGCUUUUCUAGUGUAUAGCUUCUCUGUUUCUCUAACCUGGCUGAUUGUAUGUGUUCUCUGAGUCUAUAACCUUCAAAGCCUUUAUGUCCUCUGCGUCUCUAACAUCUAUUUCAUAGCUUCUCUCUGUCUCUAACCUACGCUAUAUCUCUAGCUUCUCUAGCCUCUCUACCCUUUCUAGCAUCUCUAGCCUCUCUAGCCUGUCUAGCUUUCGAGUUCUCUGCGUCUCUAACCAACGCUAUAAUUCUAGCUUCUCCAACACCUAGCACAUUUUCUCUGCUUCUCUAACCUCUCUCCUAUCUGUUAUCUCUGCGUCUCUCAUCUCUAGCCGCUCUGACUAUCUGUGUCCUCUGCGUCUCUAACAUUUCAACAUUUUGCAGGAGUCGACAUGGAAGACGAGACAGGAGUGAUCGAAUAUCAAGUCGAUGACAUUAUCGACUUCGAAAGACGAAUCGCAAAUGUAAGUGUCUCUACGUCUCUAACCCACCUAACUCUCGCUCUCUGCUUCCAGCUCACCCGCAUCGAAUUAUCCCGAAAUCACAGUGCAAUCAACAAUAUGAUGGCGUACGGAGAAUUCAAGAAAAAAUACGACAAAAUCAAUUUCGACGGUUAUUUCAAUGAGGAAAUGCGAACAUCAUUGGGACGAAUGCCGGAUUCUUUGGUGAUAAAUGUGGUUGAUGUGACAUAUUUCGAUAAUUUAUACGGAUUGAUCAAAUCGAAACCAUUGAGUUCAAUCAAUAAUUAUUUGAUGUGGGGAUUGGUUUCGAACUACGAUUUAUAUCUUCCCGCCAAAUUCCGCAAACCAAUGUACGAAUUUCGACAGAAAAUGUACGGUUUAUCAAGUGAUACACCACUUUGGGAGAAUUGUGUGGCUGAAGUGAGAGAUAAUCUGGCAAUGCCACUAUCUACCGAAUACGCUCAAAAGUUCUUUAGCAAACGGGACAAAUCGGUGGCGGAAGAGAUGAUUCGAGAUUUGAAGAAGGCGAUGGAACAUACGCUGAUGAAUGCGGAUUGGAUUGAUGAAUCGACGCGGGAAGCGGCGCUGACGAAAUUGGAUGCGAUGGGACAUAAGAUCGGAUUUCCGGAUUCGUUGUUGAAUGAGACGGCCGUGUUGUUGCCGUAUGCUGGAGUUCGGCUAACUGCUAAUCAGUAUUUUGAGAAUGCCGUUUCGUUGAAGAAGGCCGCUUAUAGGUGAGGGAUGCAGAGAAAUGAGAGAGCGCGAGAGCUAGAGAUUUUUUUCGGAAUACUGUAGAUCGGAAAAAAUGCCACGUGGCUUCGAGUUUUACUGUAGGUAGAUCAGAAAAACCAAUUUCGGAAUACUGUAGAUCGGAAAAAAAACGCCACGUAGCACAGAUUACUGUAGAAUGAGUAUGAGUUUAGGAGAGAGGUUAGAGAAGCGAGAGAGAGCUAUAGAGAAUAGAGACGCAGAGAAGCGAGAGGACAGAAAGAAUGCCACGUGGCACAGAUUAAUGUAGAUCAACUUCUGGCACUAAAAAAAUGCCACGUGGCUUCGAGUGUUACUGUAGGUAGAUCAAAAAACACACCUCGGCCAAGCCGUGGCUGGUCAGAGUACAAUUUUUGAAAAAAUCUGAAUUUCAAUUUUUAGAAGUCAAAAAUUAAAAAAUCACAAUUUUUAAAGGACAAAAACUGAAAAUUCACAAUUUUUGUACUGUAAAAAGUUAGCGUACAAUUUUUAUUUCGGAAACCACGAUUUUGGCCGAGGUGUGUCAAAAAACCAAUUUCGGAAUACUGUAGAUCGGCAAAAAGAAUUCCACGUGGCACAAAUUACUGUAGCAUGAGUAUUGAAGCCAAAAAUCCUACUCUAGGUCAAACACAUUAUGACGUGGCACAAAUUACUGUAGAUCAAUGUUUAUCGUUUAAAUUUUGAUAAAUCAAAUUUCUUACUGUAUUUUUUGGCGCCACAAAGUUCGCGUAUUCAAAAUUCUUACUGUAAUGAAAAAAAAAAUGUAAAUUCUUAUCACAAAAUCCACGUGGCAAAAGGAAUUCCUAGGAAAUCUCGUAAAGUUAGCCUAACUUUCAAUAUUUUUGCAGAGAUCUUCUGUCUAAACUACACCGUACUCCCUCAAUAAUCGAUUGGGCUUCUCCAGUGAUUGCCGUCGAUGCUUUUCACUAUUUCACGGGAAACGAGAUCAUCUUCCCGGCCGGAAUCCUUCAAUUCCCAAUGUUUGUUCCCGAUGCUCCCGCCUUCGCCAACUACGGUGCAAUCGGAAUGGGAAUCGGGCACGAAAUCACGCAUGGCUACGAUGAUUUGGGCGCCCAAUAUGAUGAAUCGGGAAAUCUGCGCGGUUGGUGGCACACGGAAACAAUGACGACGUUUCAGAAGAAGAAACAAUGUUUUGUGGCACAAUAUGGAAGUAAAGUGGAGCCGAUAACAGGGCGGAAAGUCGACGGAAAAAUGACAAUUGGUGAAAAUAUUGCGGAUAAUGGUGGAUUGAGAGUCGCUUAUCAGGCAUAUCAAUUGAAAAUUGAUCGGGAAAAAGAGCAGAGACGAUUGCCGGGAUUGAAUGAGUUCAGUGCCAAACAAUUAUUCUUUGUCGCGUAUGCUAAUGUGAGUUAGGGGAACUCGGUUGCUCUGCGUCUCUCACUAUCUCUAGGGAGACACAGAGAUGUUAGAGACGCAGAGAGCACUAUUACUCUAUGUCUCUCGUUCUGACAGUUAGAGAUCAUAAAACUAGAGAUCGUGAUAAGUUAGAGACGCAGGUAAGCUAUACACCAGAUAGCAUGAUAAGUCAGAGAGACAAUAGAGAUUUAGAGGGUUAGAGACGCAGAGAUAACAGAGGGGUAGAGAGGCUAGAGAACCAGUGUGAGCUAGAGAUAACUGUGUUCAAAGAGACGCAGAGUAGCUAAAGAACCAUAGUUGGUUAGAGAGGGUAGAGAGGUUAGAGAGGCUAGAGAGGCUAGAGAGGCUAGAGAGGCUAGAGAGGCUAGAGAGGCUAGAGAGGCUAGAGAGGCUAGAGAGGCUAGAGAGGCUAGAGAGGCUAGAGAGGCUAGACAGGCUAGACAGGCUAGAUAUGCUAGAGAGACUAGAGAAGCUAGAGAAGCUAGAGAUGCUAGAGAUGCUAGAGAGGCUAGAGAGGCUAGAGAGGCUAGAGAGGCUAGAUAUGCUAGAGAGACUAGAGAAGCUAGAGAUGACUGUGUUCAAAAAGACGCAGAGUAGCUACAGAGUCUGGGGUGGUUAGAGAGAGGCUAGAGACGCAGAGGAAAACUGCCCAGCUUCUCAAAAACCAUGUCAAAAGCCGGAAAAUUCCUCGGGUAACCUUGCAGGAACCCAGAAAUUCAAAAAAAAAUUCCCGAGCUCCCAAAAACCCUCCCAGACUUCCAAAAUUCAUUUAAAACUUCCCAGUCUCCCAAAAUCCCUCUCAGACCCCGAAAAUUCCCCGGACAACUUCCCGAGCCCUCAAAAACCCUCCCAUAGUUCCCAAAUCCCCGCCCAACCUCCCGAACCUCCCCCCAAAAAUCACCCACCUCUCUCCUUGCAGACCUGGUGCGAAGCUCUCAAACCCUCCGCCAUCGAUCACAUCAUGGACACCGAUGUUCACAGUUUGGGCUUGUUCCGCGUCAAUGUUCCACUUCAGAAUUUGCCGGCAUUUUCGAAGGAAUUCGAUUGUCCAAUUGGUUCACCAAUGAAUCCAUUCGAAAAAUGCCGAAUUUGGUGA